Monodelphis domestica (gray short-tailed opossum) is the source of this 5550-nucleotide messenger RNA. RefSeq names its product LanC like glutathione S-transferase 1 (gene LANCL1). NCBI's taxonomy places the organism in Eukaryota, Metazoa, Chordata, Mammalia, Didelphimorphia, Didelphidae. Gene Ontology annotation, cellular component: plasma membrane. The record is from RefSeq and is a predicted model, not a curated record. Gene Ontology annotation, biological process: peptide modification; carbohydrate metabolic process.
CAAAUCUCAGGGCUCUUCCCAAUACACCUCACAGCUGCCUAAGGAGACGGACAGAAGCUCACGAAAUGCUUUUAGUUUUAUCAAGUCAGGAGAAAAACGACCUGCCUGCCGCACAGCUUCAUUAGGACGGUCAAGGUCACUUUUAGGGGCAGUGUUACAUUUCAAGUUAGAGGGACACAUAGGCACAACCGAAACGAGGUUGAGUCCAGGUUCUAGGAGAAUGGUCGGGGCCAAGAUACGGCUGGUUCUGAGGUUUUGGAGAGGAGUCAACCCAGGUGACGCGCUUGGACUGGCUGACAAGAGAAUGACCAUAAGUCAAAGAAUCGAUUUCAGAUCCUUAAUCAGUUGGACAGCCUCCCUGAGUCGGAAAAUGGGGUUAAUCUGCACCAGAUUCGCGGCUGGCAUCAUGGCAGAACGGGCCUUCACGAAUCCCUAUCCCGAUUAUAACAAAUCCCAGGCCGCGGGAUACUUUGAUGCUUAUGGGAGGCUUACUUCGGAGUUCUUACAUCGUAUAAACAAUAAGAUUCGAGACCUUCUUCAGCAGAUGGAAGUAGGCCUAAAAUCAGCUGACCCUCGGGACUGCACCAUCUACACUGGAUGGGCAGGCAUUGCUUUACUGUACUUACAUCUCUAUGAUGUAUAUGGAGACCCAGUCUACUUACAGAUGUCCCAUGAAUACAUAAAAAAGAGCUUAAACUGCCUGACCAAGCGCACUAUCACCUUCCUUUGUGGGGAUGGUGGCCCAUUAGCAGUGGGAGCAGUAGUCUACCACAAGAUGGGGAAUGAGAAACAGGCAGAGGACUGCAUCACUCGCCUACUCCACCUGAAUAAGCUUGACCCCCGAGCUCCUGAUGAAAUGCUAUAUGGACGAAUGGGCUAUGUUUAUGCUUUACUUUUUGUGAAUGAGAACUUUGGACAAGAAAAGAUACCUCGGCACCAUAUUCAACAGGUCUGUGAAAUGAUAUUAUCAUCAGGUGAGAAUCUUGCCAGAAAGAGAAACUUCAUUUCAAAGACACCACUGAUGUACGAAUGGUAUCAAGAAUAUUAUGUAGGGGCUGCCCAUGGACUGGCAGGUAUUUACUACUAUCUGAUGCAGCCUAGCCUUCAGAUAAGCCAAGUGAAGUUGCAUAAUGUGGUCAAGCCCAGCAUUGACUAUGUCUGCCAGCUGAAAUUUCCUUCUGGCAACUACCCUCCAUGUGUGGAUGAUUCCAGAGAUCUCCUUGUCCACUGGUGCCAUGGGGCCCCUGGGGUUAUCUACAUGCUCACUCAAGCACACAAGGUAUUCAAAGAGGAGAAAUAUCUUACUGAUGCCUUGAAAUGUGCUGAUGUGAUCUGGAAGUUUGGAUUACUCAAAAAAGGAUAUGGAUUGUGCCAUGGUGCUGCAGGGAAUGCAUAUGCUUUCCUGACAUUAUACAACCUCACCACUGACUUGAAAUAUCUAUACAGAGCUUGUAAGUUUGCCGAAUGGUGUCUAGAUUAUGGAGAACAUGGAUGCAGGACUCCUGAUACACCUUUCUCCCUCUUUGAAGGAAUGGCUGGAACAAUUUAUUUCCUGUCUGACCUUCUCGUUCCUGCAAAAGCCAGAUUUCCAGCUUUUGAACUGUGAAAGGCUAAUAAACAUGUCCUUACAGCUCACUGCAUGCCCAUUGCUACAUAUGCCGACAUUAAGCUACAGUGAGUCAUUGCUUUUCACCUGCCUUUCUCAACUCAAGAGACCAAACUUUGUGUUUAAAUAAUUGGUCUUUUCCACACUAAUCUGCUUGAUAUCUUUUGUGGCAUUUUCUUUAUGUAGACGGGUGAGAGAAAAAAAUACCUUUUGGUUAUUUUCCUAAAAGGGAGUGAAACGUAUGGUAUUUUGUUGGAAACAUGUAUAUUGCAGAACUUGUAAGAAACUAUUCAUUUAAUAUUUUCAAUGUGAUUUAAUGUUCAUACAGUUCUCAUUACUGUACUAAAAAUUGAAUUGUAGUUAAAAGAUUAAUAAAUAACUGUUAGUGGAAGGUACCACUUCUUAAAUAUUCAUUUUCCUUUGGACUGUGGAAAAGAUAUUAUUAUAGGGGACAGAGAUAUAUUUCCUCUGGAAAAUUGCAGAAGUCACAAGCUAGACCAAGAUACCUGAAUACCUUUCUUAAAUUCACAUUGUCUAUUCAGAGUUUAAUGCACUCAUAUUUUUAUUAGUGGAUAUAAGCUAGCAUUUGUAUAGAAUUCCCAGAUUGAAAAAAAAAAUUAAAUAUAUGUUAAUCUAAAAAUUUUUCUGUAAUGUUUUGAUAAAGUUCAAAGUAUGCUAAUAAUUAAAUGUUUAUUAUUUUUGGCUCUAGGUAAAUGCUCUGAAUUUUGGAAUGCUCAUUACCAUGAGAUCAGUGAGACAUAUUUUUGUUUAUUAAUAUUGUGAUUUUUUUCACCUCCCUGAGCCUUUUCUUCCAUUUUACUUGCUUUGUGAUCACUGUGCUUUAGAACUGCUUGCUAAUGUUGUAGAGUAUUUUAAUUUCUAUCAAGUUAUAUGAGCCUGACCUUCUUAUUUUAAUAGGAUAGGACUUAUCCCACUUUUGUUGCAAAGGUCAAGGAAAAUUCAGCCAGCCAACUUCUUGAAAACAGAGCCCCUCAGACUUCGGUAGCAUCUGUUUAUUUAGUUGUGGUAUUAUCUAAUGAGAACAGGUAAGUGGCACAGUGGAUAAAAUGUUCACCCAGGCAUCCGGAGGACCUGAGUUCAAAUUUGACCCUAGACAUUUACUAGUUGUGUGAGUGGGCAAUUCUGUUUGCCUGAGGUCUGUCUUCUUCUAUAAAAUUGAGCUAGAAAAGAAAAUGUCAAAUACUCCAGUAUUUUUGCCAAGAAAGCCCAAAUAGGGCCACAAAGACUUGGAGAAGACUGAACAAUAGCAACAAAUUACCUAAUGAUUUUGUUCAACACAAAUAAUAGAACAGUCUUAGGCACCUGGUUUGCACCUAGUUCUAAUCUCAUGAGUAAACAAAGCUGGGCUUCCCCUAUUGGGCAAAUGAUUUGACUCUGGUGGGCUUAUUUGGAUGUUUGUGCUUAAUACCCCACCGAACAAAUCGAGCCUCUACUAAAUGCCCACGGGCCUUUUGUUUUUCUAAUUUUUGUCUUUAUGGCAUUUUUCUGCCAUAUUUCUAAUAAAAGUGAGUUGAAUGCUACCUAUCUUUAACUGGAAACCAAGAUUCUGAUAAACUAGGCAGAAAGUUACCUAUGGCCAUUAGCCAAAAAAAAAAAAAAACUAACUAACUAAAAUAUAGUGAUUCCUGAGCAGAUAAAACACAAAUUACAGAGUUGUUAAAUCAUAAAUAAAAACUUGUUUCACUGACUUCAUGAUAACAAAAAUAUGCGCAUUAAAAAAAAUACUUCCCCAGUAGAAAACAUUUGUGUGUUACAGUUUGCCAUUUUCUGAGUCUUCAGAAUUAGAUGUGGGAUGGUUUUGCGGUACCAGUGGCUCUUCCCCUGACUCAUGGAUUAUGGACACUCUCCUUUACUGCUAUCUUGGAAGGAUCAGUUGGACCUUGCCUCUUACUCUCUUUUUUCUAUAGCUUUUUGGGACUCUUACAGGGCUUUAAAAAAAAAAAAGAGUUUAAGAAAAUAGAAUGUAUAUAUUUGACCAGUGUCUCCCUGCAAGAACAAAAAGAAGCUGCUUCUGUUGAAAUCUGUCAUUUGAGCUACAAACUGGCCCCUGGUGUUGACAUCCUUAUUAUUUUCCCUGUAGCCUAAAAAUAGCUAAUAGUAGUGGACAUAAUUUAAACCUUUAAAUACUGCUGUUAAUAGACUCUAAAAACACUUAACCUACACAAUUUCCUGGUAAGUCUUUCUGUGGAUUGUGCAAAUUGUGGGGGGUUCCCUGCCCCCCCCUUAUCUUUCUAAAGUGCUGUGGGUAAGCUGUACCUUCCUUUUGAAAGGUUUCAGAUCAGCUGUGUGGACAGUUAUAGUAAUAAGAAAAUGUAAUGCACAGCAAUGCUAAUCUGCCUUUGGCUGAUUGUGAAGAAUAAUAAAGCGCAUUUGGUUUAGCUCCAUGUCUGCGGUACUGUUUUUGUACUUCUCCAUAAACAGUUGCUAACCAAGGCAAAAGAGAGAGAGGAUGGCAAUGAUUAACUUUUACUGCUUCAGACACUUUUAACUCCAAGUAGACUUCUAUUUUGAUGAAAAUUGUGUUUUCAAUGAGAAUUCUACUUGAUAUUUGGAUUUUAGUUUAACUGGGUUUUUGUUGUUUUACAAAAAAGGGUUUCAAGAAAGUUCUUCAUGAACACCUUAGGUGUGUAACUUUAAAAUCGUUUGCUAUCAAAUAAUUCAUGAAUUACCUUAAGAUAAAAGGCUAGUAAACCUCCCUUGAUGUAAACACAAUUGAAUUAAUCAAAUCAUACAAUUGAAGUGUGGUUGCUAGAAAUUUUUAAGUGAGAUUUUUAGUUGGUAGUGUUGAAUUUUGUGGCAUCUUUUUCAUUUUACCUAGAAUCAGAGACAGCAAAAAGUAGGAAACCUCAACUCAAGUUUUCUAACAGUUCACAAAAGGGAACAUGGCUUUAAUUUUAUUUGCUUAUUUUGUUUUGCUUUUAAGUAUCUUUGCACUUAUUUGUGUCCCAUGAACUUUAUUUUGAAUUUUUAUUAAAACCUCACCUCCUAAAAGUUAAUUACAUGAAAAUUCAUUUACAUUUCCUUGUCUUGGGUUUGUUUUUUUUUCUUUUUUUUUGGUAUGUAUUCUUCCUGGACCUAAGAUAGUGAAACAAGUUUAGCAUAUAUAUUUAAAAUGUUAGUAUUUAUUUAUGAUAUAUUCCUGUCUACAGUAAUGAGAAAUUUUCAGAGCUAUUUUUUCAUCACUGUAUAAAAUUAACAUUUUUUUUUAGCCCUUACCUUUCUGUCUUGGAAUCAAUACUUUGUAUUGGUGCCAAGGCAGAACAGUGGUCAGGGCUAGGCAAUGGGGUUAAGUGAUUUGCCCAGGGUCACACAGCUAGGAAGUGUCUGGGGUCAGAUUUGAACCUAAAACCUCCCGUCUCUAGGCCUGGUCUCUAAAAUUAACUUUUUAAAGACCGUUUCUCUCUAGUGAGCCUAGUGUCUUUUCCCUUCUUUUUUCUUCCCUUUGAUGCCAGUUGUAACUAUAUCACAUUAGAAACCAUUGUGGUAGGUAGGAUUUUAGGUGGAAGAAGUUAGAUAUAAUGUCACCUUGAACAUUAAUAAUUUCCAUGAAGUAAUGAAAAUGUUUUUCACUGCCACCACAUAGUAUUCUUUUGUAGAUCUCAAAAUACCUUACUUUUUAUAAGCAGAUAGUAAAAAUUACAAAAGUGAUCUCUUACAUACCUACAAUUAUUUCUCCUAGAUUUCCAUUAUUACUUUUACUAUAAACAUUCCCCGUCUCAUUUUCACUUUCUCCAGUAGAUAACAAGGAUACCGUCAAAGUCGAAGCACUCUAUUUCUACACAAAUAUGCCCUUGAUUUAUAGAAGAACUGUUUUCUUCCCAUAAAUUGAUUUGGUUCCUUUGUUUAUUUUAUGUUUGGGGAAAAGAAGACAUACAUAAUUAUUUUAACUUAUUGAUUCUCAAUAAAUGUUUUUAAUAUUGUCA